AUGGAAGAUUCUAGAGCUUUUCCGUUCGCCGGAAAUUUAGACCCUCGAGCUCAAGAGUUUGUACCACUAAACCCUAUCUCCUCUCGUUUUUACUUUCCGUACACUCCUCCACCGCCGCCGCUUCAACCGCUUCCUCCGUCUUCGUACGGAUUAUCUCCGCCGGAGCCAAGAGUUUUCACGUUCUUUAAUCUCCCACCACAUCCGAUGAUGUUUUCUCCUCCUCCACCACCACCACCACCGCCGCGUCCGUGUUUUAACGGCGCUUCGGCCGCUCAACGGCUUCCUCCGACGUCAAAUUCGCCGACGCGAUCUCUUUCUCUGAUAUCCGUACCGCGUGACGUCACCGAGACGACGAUGAGACGCGACUUGGAGGUAUUCGGCGACGUGCGUGGCGUGCAAAUGGAGAGAAUCUCAGAAGGAAUCGUGACCGUCCAUUUCUACGAUCUCCGUGACGCCAAAAGAGCGGUUCGGGAGCUUUGCGGCAGACACAUGCAGCAACAAGCUAGACUCGGCGGUAACGAUAACGGCAUGAGCGUUUGGAGCUCACCGUCUUCUUCAUCGGCGCGUGGCUUUGUUUCCGGUAGACCUGUAUGGGCCCAGUUUGUAGUUCCGGCCACAAGCGCCGUUCCCGGAGGUUGUAACCAAGGAACGUUGGUGUUAUUUAACUUAGACCCUGAAGUCUCUUCCAUUGCUCUUAGACAGAUUUUCCAAGUAUACGGUCCGAUCAAAGAGUUGAGAGAGACACCGUACAAGAAACAUCAAAGAUUCGUUGAAUAUUUCGACAUAAGAGAUGCGGCGAGAGCGUUUGAUGGAAUGAAUGGUGAAGAGAUUUGUGGGAAGCAAGUUGUGAUCGAAUUUAGCCGACCAGGUGGACUUAAGAACAAGUUCAGGUCUUUUAGGCAACCGCAGCUACCGUUUCAACCGCUCCAACCACCACCAAAUCUAGCUCAUCCUUUGAGGCAGUCUGCUGCUUCUCUCAUGAAGAAUAAAAACAAGAACGUGAGCCCUAAUAAUGAAGUCGUUGAUGUUGAAGCUUCUAUGCGUUCGUUGUGUAUCGUCGAUGAUGACGGUAAUAAGACCCGAGGACCUGAAUCGGAAACAAAGAGCAAGAAUGUGGUUAAGGUGGGGAAGAAAAGACAGAUGAAGAACAUGGAACUAAGUAAGUUUCUUAUCAGUGAAGAAAUCAUGGAUGAUCCAAGUUGCAGAGAUCCACGUACCACUUUGAUGAUCAAGAACAUACCAAACAAGUACAGUCAAAAGCUGCUGUUGAAUAUGCUAGACAAUCACUGCAUUCACAUCAACGAGGCGAUCACUGAGGAAAGCAACGAACACGAGUCUCAUCAUCAGCCCUUUUCUUCUUAUGAUUUCGUGUAUCUUCCCAUGGAUUUCAACAACAAGUGCAAUGUUGGUUAUGGGUUUGUGAACAUGACAUCUCCGGAGGCAGCUUGGAGGCUUUACAAGACGUUUCAUCUUCAACGUUGGGAGGUUUUUAAUUCUCGUAAGAUUUGCCAAGUCCAAUAUGCGAGGGUUCAGGGUUUGGAGAAUCUAAAGGAACACUUUAAGAGCUCAAAGUUUCCGUGCGAGGCUGAGCUUUACCUUCCGGUGGUUUUCUCGCCUCCACGAGAUGGGAAGCAGUUAACAGAACCUGUCUCUAUCAACAUUAACGGCUGCACUAAACUCAAUACUAGUCAUCAUCUUGAGCCAAUGGACGGUCAAGAGACUCAAGACCACUAUGUGAGUGGAUCAUGUUGCGGCAGUGACCAUGAUAACAGUCAGGAAUAUGGAUUUUCCGGCAGUAGCGUAGAUGGUGGUCGCAGUAUCUCCGUAGAAGGAGAGACAUCUUUGUAAUUGUUGUUUGUAAUGCAAACCAUAAUAUAUCAUAAGUGUAAUUAAGUAGACGUAAUUUUGGUUA
Messenger RNA from Thlaspi arvense, 1912 nucleotides. The record is from the annotation of a GenBank genome assembly. Lineage: Eukaryota; Viridiplantae; Streptophyta; Magnoliopsida; Brassicales; Brassicaceae.